Messenger RNA from Paramecium tetraurelia, 3129 nucleotides. RefSeq lists its product as uncharacterized. Gene Ontology annotation, cellular component: cytoplasm; autophagosome. The record is from RefSeq and is a predicted model, not a curated record. The transcript has 8 exons. Gene Ontology annotation, molecular function: ATP binding; protein serine/threonine kinase activity. NCBI's taxonomy places the organism in Eukaryota, Ciliophora, Oligohymenophorea, Peniculida, Parameciidae. Gene Ontology annotation, biological process: autophagy; protein autophosphorylation; peptidyl-serine phosphorylation.
AUGAACUACGAUGUUAGGACUAUUGGCGAUUAUGAAGUGCAUUUUGUUAAUUGUAUUGGAUAAGGAAGUUAUGGAAAAGUUUACGAGGGAAGAAUAAUCAGUUAGAAUAGAAAAAUAUGUGCCAAGGUUUUACAUAUGACAGAAGAGAAAAGAGAAAUGUUUCAAAGAGAAGUCAAAACCCUAGAGGAAAUUAAGAAAGUUACUCAUCCUAACAUUCUCAAAAUAUAUCAUAUAGCAGAGUAGAAUUAAAAAAUAUAUAUUUUCAUGGAAAAAUGUAUAGAGACUCUUGAAUAAAAAAUGAAAUCCCUGAAAGAUUAGAAUCAAUCAUUUUCAGCUGAUUAAGUGCUCCUAAUUGCAAAAUAAAUUUGCAGAGGAUAUAAUGAAUUAAGAAAGAAAAAUAUAAUUCACAGAGAUAUAAAGCCUGAUAAUAUUUUAAUAGGAGAGGAUGGAUAAUAUAAAAUUAGCGAUUAUGGGUUGAGUAAGACUUAAAAUGAUAUUGAAUCCAUAUUGAAACAAACUUAAUUAGGAACACCUUUAUUUGUAUCACCAUAAGUAUUUAAAGGGGAAUAUUCUAAUAAAGCAGAUCUCUUUAGUCUUGGAUUGACUAUUUAUUACAUUACUUUCUAAGAACCUAUAUUCAAAAUAAAAACCUUAGGGGAAUUAUCCAAUGAACUCAACAAAAUUAAAAAGGGAUUGAAACUACCAUAAAUCAAAAAUCAGGGAGAUUUAAAUUCAAAGAAAUAUUUAGAAGACUUUUUGAAAAAAACAAUUGCAUAUGAGGAAGAUGAGAGAGUAAGUUGGGAUGAAUUGUCUAGAUAUUUAGAUCAAAUUAAUAUAAAUUCAUCAAUCAGUAAAGCACCACCCGAACAAGAUGGUAAUAAAAACAUAGAUACUUUGGGAAUUAAUUUACAAAGAGUGAGGCAAAGAGAUACUGAUUCUGUCAUUUAUUCUAUUAAACCUGCCUAGUAGGAAAAAACAUAAACUCAAGAAUAAUAGCCACUGGAACCUGUAAGGUUUAUGAAAAACACUAAUUAAGAUUCUCGAAAUAUCAAUUAAGGAUUCUAAUAAGACUCAUAGAUCAAAUAAAAUUAAGAUUACAAUAAUCGUUAAAUCUCAAAUUAUAAUUAAACUAUAGAUAAUCGUUAAGUUCCACAAUAUUUAGAUACUCAACUCAUCCAUCAAUAGAUAAAUCUUAUUAAAGUAUAAGAUACUCCAAAAGAUUUUAUUAAUUCAGACGUUUGCGAUUCUUAGUUUGAUUAAUCCAAAUAAAAUAAUUCUUAAAAACAAAAUAAUAAUCCUAAUAUUAUCAAGCAAACUACAAGUAAUUCAUAAUACAGUUAAGAAAUAAUAUUCCGGAGAGAUUUCCAAGAAAAUUAAAAUUCUAGGGUUGCUCCUCAAAAUAACAAUGAUGAAGGAUUAAAAAUAGGAUGUGACAAUGAUUCAUAGAACUCUGCAAAUCAGGUACAAAAAUAAUUUAUUUUCAAUAACCCUGAUUAAUCGCAGAAUUAAAUACAUUAAGUUAUCUAACUUGAGAGAAAAAGUGAUUAGAAAGAUUUUUAUAUAAAAAAUGAUGAAGACGCUUCAGAAUCCAUAAUUAAUUUUAACAAUAUAGAUCCCUAUUAAGAUGAAAAUUAAUUUUAAAUCUAAAAUGAGUUAUUAGUCUCAAAGUAGAAUAAUUAAAAAUUUGAUGAAUAUAACUGCCAUGCCAUAAACUAUAAUACAAAUGGGAAAAAUAAUCAAUUUUAUGAUCAUGAUGAUUAAUUAUCUCUUAAUCAGAUAGACUCUUAAAGUGAGGUGAUUUCAGAUUCUUAUAAAUUAUCAGAGACAACCUAAAGGGAAUACUUAAACACUUAAAAUAACCUUAAGUAAACUUCAGAUUCAUUAUUAUUUCAAAACUAAGAAACUUUCAAUUAAGGUUUAAAAGUCAAAAAUUCCAUACGUUCUUAAUUUCGAGCCUAGUAACCUAAUCAAAUUACUUAAAUUAAAUUUUCCUCCACAAAUAAGAUUUAAUCAACCUGUGCUUCAGAUAUGAUACCUUAAAAUAAAAUCAAUAAUUAGACAACUAAUUUAGCCUAAUUUAAAAAUGUAAAAUAAAAUUAAUAAGCUUAAUAUGAAUAAUAGGUAGGACUGAAGAAAAAAUAAGAAAUUUAACCUUAGGAUCUAUAGAAAGAUAGAGGCUUUUAAAAAUAAAUCCAAAGUCCUAAUAAAUAAGGAAAUAAUACUUCAUAUUAAUACAACUAAUCAAAAACAUAGGAAUUUUAGAAUUAAAAUGCUGUCUAAAAAAUCGAACUCCAAAACAAAAAUGUAGAAUUUAGCACUUCUAAUGACACCCAACCUAGAAACUAAUAAUUAAAUUAGUAAUAGAUGUUUUCAAAAUAGAAUGAGAAAAUCUAAAAUGGAAAUUAAAAUGAUACCUAAGAAUAAGGUUAGGUAAUAACAAGAACAAAAAAUAAACUCUUAAAAAAAUCAGAUGCAUCCCAGUAAACAUAACCACUAAAAUAAGUGUUCUAGAUAAUAUUGGCAAAGAUUAAAUUAGCUGAAAAUGCCUUUAAUUCCUACCAAGCCUUUAGAACAAAUUGUAAAUUCUAAGAAUUUACAAAAUAAUUUGAAAUUCUUAAUUACCUUUUACAUUAUUACUAAUAUGCAUUGAUUGCAAAUGUAAGAUUACUUUUAAAAAACGAUAAAGGAUUAGAGGAAUGUUAUUUACAAACAGAAUUAGAUUAAAUUAUUGUGGCAAAUUCAAUUGUAGAUUAUUAAAAGUAAAAUUAAUAAUAAUUAAAUGAAAUAAAUGAAAUCUAUUAAGAAAAGCUUUAGAUUGCAGCAUAAGCAUCCAAAGACUUUCAAGAUUUUCUUGAUAGUAGAGCCAACAAUGGAGAUAUAAUGGAUUUGAUUAGAUUCAUAGAGGAAGGUAAGUUCUUUAGGUUUUUUUCUUACAUUGAUUUCUAUGAAAAUGACUUAAGUUCUAUAGAAUUGUUAAAGUUUUUUGGAUAUUCGAUUAAGUUUAUAGAGAUUGAUAUUAAAUAUCCAAUUAAUAAAUAUAAAGUUAUCGAUUCUAAGUAAGUCGAUUACUUGACUGACAAUUUAGAAACUUUGUAAGAGUUCAUUAAGAGUUAUAUGAAAGUAAAAUGA